UUGCACGUUAGUUAAGUUCAAGUGCUGACAAGUCCGUUGACCUUUGAUCUGACUCAUCGAUGAAAAAGUCCAGACAGCCGUUAAAUAAAAGUGCAUGCAGGAUUACUCUCGGCAAACCUGCUGCACGCGCGAACAUAUAUGCAUACAUAUAUACACACACAGAGGACCCACAAUUUGCAGUGAGGGCUGACAAGCUACAGUCUCUGUAGCCAAUCGAUUCCGUCCAGCCUCCUCUUCAUCUUCCCAUCAUGUCCGUGUGUGUGUGGCUGGCAGUCCGCUUCAUCCAACAUGGCCGCUCCUGUUCUGAGCUGGGGAACAAAACCCGCUGCCAGAUAAGCCAGAGAUAUUUUUAGUGUCGGAAUAGUUCUUGCGCAGUAGCAUCCCUGCAGUAGUUUCCCCUUCAUACCUCCAGGGGAUGGAAAUUUUCCUCGGCGAGAUCACAGCCAAGGACGUACCAUUGAUCGCGGGUUGGGAACAUGGCGGACGAGUGCAGUGGUUACCAAGGUGCCCCAACGUUACGUCACGUGCCGAGGGAGGCAGAGGACAGCAAAGUGUCAAACCUGUGAGGGGUUGUCGGUCAAUCGGUCAGAUAAAGCAAACGAUUAGCUAGAAUACGAAAGAUAACGAAGUCAGAGGGGAAAACUGCGAUCAGCCAUGUGGUUGUGACGGACUCUGCCAACUACACACGCUUACACCAUGGAGACCGCUGCCAGCGUGGAUGACGAGGACGGAACUGUCGCUAAUUACGACAACUGCCACGACAACACCGUCCGCAUUCUCGUUGGAAAUGUAGGACAUGUGUUUGUUGUCAGUAGGAGGAAGCUAUGUCAUGUCUCCCCGGUUUUCCAGGCUAUGCUGUCCGGCGGAUGGAGAGAAUCCAGCGGAGAAAUUUGCAUCACAGACACUGAUCCCUUGGUCUUUGGAGGCUUCGUCAACUUCAUCAAUGCCAGAGCUGUGAGUCUAACGGACGACACGGUGUGGGAAAUGCUGAAGCUGGCUGACAAGUAUCAGGUGGAACACCUGGUUUUUUUCUGCUUUCGCUACCUUCUGACACGUCACGAGUGCUGCGACCAGUACCCUCACCUGGUCUCCGUGAUGGAGACGGCCCACCGCACUCACCGGGAGGAGUACCGGAAGUGCUGCCUGACGUGCGUGAAGGAGAGAGCCAUGGACGUGCUGCGGGACCGACAUUGCCUCUCUGAACUCUGCCAGGAGUGCAUGCUGACCUUGGUCAAGGCCGGCAAUCUAGAAGUGUCGGAUGAAUCCGUGGUGCACGAGGCGGUCCAUUCGAUGGGCCAGGCUGGCGUGCCGGCGGAGGGGCAUCAAGAAAGCUCGCUGGGAGGACAUGAGGGCGGAGGCUGGGGAGCUGGUGGGCUUUGUGCGCUACCUGGUCAUCCGUCAGCCAACCCGCGACGCCAUCUUGACCGGUGACCGCGAUAACAGCCUGCUGACCGGCCAGGAGAAGAGGGACCUACUGUACGCCCGCGACCCCACCAGCGACCGCUACAACGGCGAUCUCUUUCCGCCAGACGUGCAGGACGAGCGGGAGGUCAAGGGGGCGAGUGACCUCACUACCCGACGCGCUCGCUUCGCAUCCCCUGCUGUCGGCCAGGUCGUGAACUGCAAAACCGUUGUUCUGUCCCUCGUUUUCUUCUUCAUGUUACCGGCUAUCGUCGUCAUCUGCGUCCUCCUCUCCCUCAUCUUGCUGAUGGCGGCACCGUGCCUGAUGGUCUGCGGCAGCCUCAGGGGCUGGGCCGCCACCACAGAGGUAGGGGCUGCGUACAGGGAAGCUGUGGUGUGUUUUCACCCGGCUGUCUGCCAGAGACUCCGACCUGGAUUCCGAUGUCGACAAUGAUCUAUUUAUAGUCUAGCUCUGUUCUCUGGGAUUUCUGAUAUUCUCUCGCUCUCUUUCUCAAGGACCCGUGUGAUCUGUGGGGCAAGGGGAAGAGAUGGGGCAGUGGAGGGACUACAAAAUAAAAUAGUGUCUUACCGCAUUUAACUGCUGCUCAUACCGCUCACAUUCAGCAACAGUUCUCGUGAUAUGUUGCUAAAUGUAUUGAAUGCAAUGAAAUUGUUUCAUUGAUGAUUAUCAGUUAUGCGAUAUUUA
Messenger RNA from Pomacea canaliculata, 2107 nucleotides. RefSeq lists its product as uncharacterized. The record is from RefSeq and is a predicted model, not a curated record. The transcript has 2 exons. NCBI's taxonomy places the organism in Eukaryota, Metazoa, Mollusca, Gastropoda, Architaenioglossa, Ampullariidae. Gene Ontology annotation, molecular function: protein binding. The coding region runs from base 697 to 1431 and encodes 244 amino acids.